This is a messenger RNA of Ilex paraguariensis (yerba mate), 564 nucleotides long. The record is from the annotation of a GenBank genome assembly. NCBI's taxonomy places the organism in Eukaryota, Viridiplantae, Streptophyta, Magnoliopsida, Aquifoliales, Aquifoliaceae.
AUGGAGACGUAUGCAAACAACCUAAACCCUCUUCAAGAAACCCUUCAUCUUCACCUUCCCCAACUUUUUCCACCUCCCCAUAUAACUUUACCUCUUGAGAAAGACGGUUCCUCGCUAGACAAACCCACCUCUUCUCAUCGCCAAGAAACCAACGUCGACCUCAAAGUCCCCAAACCACCAGAUCCUAAUCAUGAACAAACAGUGUUACCCCCUAUAAGGACGAUCAACCUCAACAACAACAACGUGGGCCAGAUAUUUCAGCUGGAGGAGGAGGACAUCUGGCUUACACUAGUUAAGAGGGUUUUUUUAGCAAUAGAAAGGUUUCUGCUCCGAAGGAUGUCCACCUUCAGUCUAGCAGUGACGGUGAGAGCAGACCCACCCUUAGAAACACAGNCAAUAGAAAGGUUUCUGCUCCGAAGGAUGUCCACCUUCAGUCUAGCAGUGACGGUGAGAGCAGACCCACCCUUAGAAACACAGAGGAGGGAGGUCAUGAGAACAACAGGCAUUAACCCAACUCUCCUUUCCUUUUUCCUGAAUAUGUCUUCCAUAAAGAAACUUUCCUGA